Messenger RNA from Musca vetustissima, 4794 nucleotides. Its product is annotated as serine-rich adhesin for platelets. Gene Ontology annotation, biological process: regulation of transcription by RNA polymerase II. Lineage: Eukaryota; Metazoa; Arthropoda; Insecta; Diptera; Muscidae. Gene Ontology annotation, cellular component: nucleus. The transcript is spliced from 11 exons. Gene Ontology annotation, molecular function: zinc ion binding; DNA-binding transcription factor activity, RNA polymerase II-specific; RNA polymerase II cis-regulatory region sequence-specific DNA binding. The coding region runs from base 1 to 4794 and encodes 1597 amino acids. The record is from RefSeq and is a predicted model, not a curated record.
AUGGCUCUAUUAAAACGUCCCUUAACCAAGGAAACGGCAACAAUUUUCGAAAAUAACAACGCCAACAAAGUUGACACAGAAUACGAAACAGCUGCUAAACGUAAAAAACGCUCAUCACGUGACGAUGACGCCAACAAUAACAACACCAACAACAAUAAAGUGGAUGAACGUUUUCCAUUGCCUCAAAAGAAACGUAGCCUUGAUUCAAUGGGAAAAUCCACAAAUGAGGAUGAAGAUGAUGAAACUUUAAUUCGAGAAACUCAAGCAGCUCUGAAAAGUCUAUCUGGUAGUUGGCCAGAAGUACGAUAUAACCCCUAUCGCUUGAACGAACAUGAUGAACAACCUCCGGCAUUUCAAAAUCUCUUCGAGGAAAAACAAAAGUAUGAAGCUAAACAUUACAGCAUUCCAAGUUCUCAGGAUGUUACUUAUAACCACUUUGAAUUCUCUCGCCUCCACAGACAAAAGGAGAAUGAUCAGGCUCGAUUGAAUACACAAAAUCAGGAACAGGAUAUUUCGUCGAAUGGCUACGAUGAUCGUAAGAAGGGUGCAUUUUCGCAGGCCUCUGCAUUUAAGCCGCCGCAGGAUAUAAAACGUAAUGGUUAUGCUAGUCUCAGUACCUAUACCUCGUCAUAUCCAAGUACAGAUGUCACAUCGUCUUCGUAUAUGGGUUAUCAUUCACACAGUACAGCUUCGAUCUUAUCAAACCGUCCCAUGGAACGCAUUUCGCCCGUCGAACCAGUUAAAGUUGAAACGGAAAUGCCACCAAAAUCCGCUGAUGAGGCCACAAAGCAAUAUACAAUUCUACAACCAGCUGGUCAAGGUAGUCGUGCUGCUUCGGUAAUGCAAGAUAUUCAUAGAGAUGUGCCGGUAUCGGCAUCUAUGGUAACUGGCAGUAAUGAAUCGCAUAUGCCAUCGAGUAGCAGUGUGAUUAAUCAGCCCACCUAUUCACCGAGCAGUUUAAAUCGUGAUUUAGUAUUGGCUUUACACGAACAAAUUAUAAAAUGUCCCACUCCCGGAUGUAAUGGUCGUGGCCAUGUCCAACCUCAUCGCAGUGUUCAUCGCAGUUUAUCCGGUUGUCCGCAAGCUGCAAAAAGUUUAGCCAGAAAACAAUUGAAAUUGCUGUUCAAUAGCGGGGAUGUAACUGAACCUCAGUGCAUUGAUUCUAAUUUGAAUAAAGAUUCUUCGAUCCAAUAUUUGAGUAACAGUACAAGUUGUAACGGAAACAGCAGUCCAUCCCAGGAUACCAGCAGCUGCAGCAAUAACAACAACUUUAGUAGCGGCAACAAUAUGCCCAUCAUUAAGUCCGAGUUCAGUCCAGUGCCAAAUAUUAAAUCCGAAUACAAUAAAAGUCCAAUGCAUUCGUAUCUAUCGAACGACAACACAAAUGCCUCGGGGCGUGCAAACUCCAACAGCACAAGUUCCUCGGUGUCAGCUGCCAAUGGCAGCAGUAAUGGCCAAAGUGGUGCUGGCAAUAACACAACAAGCGGAACACUUCAGCAGCAGCAACAACAACAACAGCAGUCACACAACGAUAUGAAUCGUUUCGUGGGCAUGCAGUCACAUGCCAUUGGCGAUCAACAAAGUCCUCACAACAGCCAAACAAUGCACCAGCAACGUGGUCCAUUCAUUGAGGGUUCUUCCGGUCUGAUGAUGUCUGCGGGCAAUACAACGGCAAGUGGAGAUGGCGUGAGUGAGUCCUAUCACAAUGACCACCAUUCACAGCAAGCCAAUGCACAACAGCAGGCCGACCCUCAACAACAACAACAACAGCAGCAGCAACAACACCAACAACAGCAGUAUGAGCAUAUGCGUUAUGGCCAUCACGUUUCGAAUGGUAGCGAAAGCCUGAGCAAACCACCGUCGGCAUAUGGCGCCAGUGAUAUGUUGUCCAACGGCAAUAGUGGCAACAUCUCUCCCAGUUCACGUAGCUAUGAUCCCAAUCCUCCAACAUCGAUAUCGUCCAGUGUGUCUUCGUCCUAUGUGGAUUCGUCAACACCCUCCGGAGGUGUCAGCGGCUUGAGCACCGCAUUCGAACGUUAUGACCCCAACUGCGGUGGUCAAAGGCCUGCCAACAUGUAUCCAUAUCUCUCACAGUCGGCUGAUGACAUCCACUCUCAGCAACAGAAGUACUUGCAAGACCAACAGCUGCUAAUGGCCAAGGUGGAGCACGAUGAGAUGACAAACGGUGGUCCUAUUUAUCCUCGGCCCAUGUACCAUUAUGAUCCCAGCAUGGGCCCCUUGCCACCCGGGUUUUCGGCCAUAAAUUUGUCCGUGAAGAUGGCUGCUGCUCAGGCAGCUGCUGCAGCGGCGGCAUAUCAAAACCAACAAACCCAGCAGCAACCGUCGCAGACAUCCGCUCAGCAGUCGCAACAUCCUCAACAGAGUCAGCAACAACAGCAGCAACCCAAGCAAAGUGGUUCACCAUCACCUUCCGCAGCGCCAGUGGUAGAUCUAUCAGGAUCCACGUCGGUGACAUCGUCCAGUCCUCAGGGUUUCAAUUCGCCAGCUUCUCACAACCAGUAUAGCCAGAGAAUAGGUGCAGGUAGUCCCCAGCCUGGAGCCAGUCCGAAUGUAGCCAGUCCCCAAGUGCCAAGUCCACAGGGUCAAACUUUGGAUCUGACAGUCAGUCGAUUGCCGCACAGUAUCAUCACCAGUCCCCAGUAUGGAGCCCAUCCCGAUGGAGUUGUGGUAGGUGCCCAUCCCCAAGGAUUUGGUCCCGGAUUGCCGACAUCGGCAGCAAAUGGUACGCCUCGAUCUCCUCACAUGGAACCUGUUGAUUUUAGUGGUCCUACUCGUCCUUUAGGCUUUGGUCUCGUUGGUCAUAUUGGUGGUCCCCGGCCCUAUAGUCGUGAAUCAACCCCGGACAGUGGUGGCUCUCAUUACAUUGACAGUUAUCGGGAUCCCAGUGGUUAUUCUCCCCAUCCUGGCUAUGGUAUGGUUGUACAGUCCGAUUAUCCCCCAGCUGGCUAUCAUGGUUAUGGUGCAGCCGCCGCAUAUCAAUGUAGCAAUCCUUAUGCCACUGCUGUUGGUCCAGGCGGAUAUCCGACUCCAGUAUCGGGUGGUUAUUCGACAAGUCCAGCAUCCUGCUAUUCCAUGCCACCGCCCCAGCAUAUACCACAACAUGAUAAGUCAAAGGAUAGUUUGACGGGUUGUCCACGGACGGAUCGCAAUCAUUUGCAACCCCAUUCACAAGAACUGAAAUGCCCAACGCCCGGCUGUGAUGGCUCUGGCCAUGUAACUGGUAAUUAUUCUUCGCAUCGUAGUUUGUCUGGUUGUCCCAGAGCCAAUAAGCCAAAGAGUAAACCACGCGAUGGUCAGGACUCGGAACCAUUGAGGUGUCCCAUACCAGGUUGUGAUGGAUCUGGUCAUUCUACUGGUAAAUUUUUAUCCCACAGAAGUGCAUCUGGCUGUCCCAUUGCCAAUCGCAAUAAAAUGCGUGUCCUUGAAGCUGGAGGCACUGUUGAACAACACAAAGCCGCUGUGGCUGCGGCAACUGCCAUGAAGUUUGAUGGAUGUGGAUCAGCAUCACAAGCUAUCAAAAAGCCCAAAUUCGAUGAGGUUACAAUGGUGUAUCCCAAAGGCUAUACAGGUAUGGACAUGAUGAUGAAUGCAGUGGGUGGUGGCUCAUCGGUCUCAGUGUCUGCCGCAGCCGCAGCAGCUGCUGUCUCAGCAUCCGCUUCAGCCUCCUCAUCGUCAUCGAAUAUUCCGCUGGGCAAUGGCAAUAGCUCGUCCAGCAUUUCUAGCAGUGUGGCGGCUGGUAUGCUGCCCGAUAGCCUGUCGCAGUCGGUCAGUGCCGCCGCAUCUUCAUCGUCAUCAUCCUCCGCCACAGCAGGUAUACAUUCCAAUACAACUGGUAAUGAAACAAAUGAGGAUCUUAAUACUUUAGAGGCUGAAAUCACAGAACUGCAGCGUGAAAACGCCCGUGUCGAGUCUCAGAUGAUGCGUCUCAAGUCGGACAUAAAUGCCAUGGAGUCACAAUUGAACACCAGCGAUAGGGAGACUUCUCCGCUGAGUGCUCAUCAACAGCGUUCUCUCGCUUCGGUGACUAGCACUGCUGGAGGAACAGCAGCUCUUGCUGCAGUCUCCUCCAGCGGAACGACCAGUUCCAUUGCGGACUCCACCAACAGCGGCAGCAACGCUAACAGCAACACCAACAGCCUCGCGAACUCCUUCGCCAGUAUCAACAAUGCAGGAGGAAAUGCUAGUUCCUCUUCGGUAAAUUCCAGCUACGAUUCAUCAACAACUGGUGCUUCAUCAUCCUCUUCUUCAUCCAAUGUGAAUAAUUAUUACGAAAGUUUGCGCAAUAAUGUAAUUACACUUCUAGAACAUGUACGAAUACCACCAGCUGGUCAUGGCACCGGUACACCAUCAGGUAGUUCAUUGACAACCACCUCGAGCGUACCCGGUGUUUCGAAUCAACAUUCAGCCUAUGCAACACAUCCAACACUAAUACCACCCGGUCCCUUGCCCAGUACUUCCAUAUCGGCAAGUAGUGCUGUAUCCAUGUAUGGCAGUUCUAUGCAUCCGUUAACCUCAUCACAUCCUGGUGGAAUGCAUCCGCCGCCACCACCUCCUCCAACGCAUACAUCAUCAGCAGCUCAUCAUCCCUACACCGUACAUCAUCCUGCCGGUUAUCCUCAUCCAGAACCAUUCGAUUCAUAUAUCUCUAAAUUGCAAUCGCUGUGCGUGCCACCCGAUGUCUAUGCUUUGCCCGAAGAUACCGGCAGACCAGUAUACGAUUCUGUAAAAUCCAGUUUACAUCAGGACUAUACAGUUAUGCCCACACCCAUAUAA